GUAUUAGGAAUAAUGAAUCAGAAAAUGAGUGUAAUGACUCAUGACACUAAUUUGGUUGGAACUGCGCUACUCACUCAGUUAAUCUUUGACGUUGUGUGCCGUACAAAGUGAUGACGGGUAAGGCUAUGAACUUGAGCCAUUCCAAAACGGUGGUUUUGAUCUGGCUCAUCUCCGCUUUCUGCUUCUUCACCUUGUUCCAAAUGGCCCUCUACAACUCAUCACAAACUCCUUCAUCAACUUCUUUAGAUUCUCCAAAUUCAAACACGGGGCAAAGAUCAAAGUUGUAUGACAAGAUGGGGAGAGAUCUGGAUGAGCAUGGAGCUGCUUUCCUGAAACAUGGUGAAACCUCUCAGUCAUUGUCUCUUUCGGAUAUAUUCACACUGAAGGAUGGAUCUGUAACUCCUGUUCUGAAGCCGGCAAAUCCUCCGGUGCGGGCUAAUGUAUUGUAUUUGAGCACUGAAUUCUCUGUACCUAUCGCGGAGGCUGUCAAAAAUGUUUUUAAUCCUUAUUUUGAUAAAGCAAUCUGGUUUCAGAACUCUAGUCUGUACCAUUUUAGCAUGUUCCAUGCCUCCCACCAUAUUGUACCUGUACCUGCCACCAAAGAAGAGAUAGAAGCUGAAGCAUCUUCUGUGGAAGCUGUUGUCGCAACACUCUGCCCUUUGAAAAUUGUUUUGGAUAGGGUUGUUUUGACUUCAACAGGGGUGCUCCUGGGUUGCUGGCAGGUUACCUCGGGAACAGAUCCCAUAACCAUUCGUGCUAAGUUGAAGAAUGCACUUCCACAUGCACCGGAGAAGCAACUUUAUGAUGCUGCAAUUCUCCACACGUCAUUUGCAAGGCUUUUGGGUCCACCUAAAGCAUUAUCACCUUCGGAACAGCUUAGAAUGUCAGAUGAUGUCCAAUUUUUCCAUGACCUAGUUGAUCGACUUAACAGUCAGAUUCAUGGAUUCAAGGCGGUGGUGUCAGAGCUCUGGUACGUGGAGGAAUAUGAUGUGCUAGCCCUUGCGCUAAAUGGAAGAAUGAACACUCGCAAAUUCAGACUUGGGUGUUCAAAAGAAUGAAGUUGUCUUGCACGUGUAUUUCAUGUGUAUUAAAUUUAGUGACCACAAGAAUAUGCACUAAUGUGUAAAAGAACCAUUAGUAUACAGAAAACUACGUGUUUUUUUGUUUCUUUUACUGCAUUGAAACUUAAAAGUCAGUCCAAAAUGAUAUAUAGGUGGAUAUACUAAUGUGUAUGAUCAUAGAUUCAUAGAAUAAUAUCUUAUACGGUUAAUGGACUUCAAUUUUUUUUUU
Messenger RNA from Glycine soja, 1290 nucleotides. RefSeq lists its product as uncharacterized. The record is from RefSeq and is a predicted model, not a curated record. The transcript is spliced from 10 exons. Lineage: Eukaryota; Viridiplantae; Streptophyta; Magnoliopsida; Fabales; Fabaceae. The coding region runs from base 111 to 1058 and encodes 315 amino acids.